Messenger RNA from Colletotrichum orchidophilum, 1242 nucleotides. RefSeq lists its product as uncharacterized. Gene Ontology annotation, molecular function: aspartic-type endopeptidase activity. Gene Ontology annotation, biological process: proteolysis. Lineage: Eukaryota; Fungi; Ascomycota; Sordariomycetes; Glomerellales; Glomerellaceae. The coding region runs from base 1 to 1242 and encodes 413 amino acids. The transcript has a single exon. The record is from RefSeq and is a predicted model, not a curated record.
AUGCUCGCCCAGUCCCUCUUCAUUACGGCCCUGGCCGACAGCGCACUCGCGGCCAUCCCCGCCGUCAGCAUCCCUCUGCACUACUACUACGGCGGCGGAUACAAAAUCGCGACGAACCUGAUCAACUCGGCUGCAAACACCUCGGUCGAGGUUGUCUUCGACCAGGGCUCCGAGAACUUCUGGGUCUUCGGCCCGGACGCCAUCGACAACUGGGGCUGCACCAGCCUCUUCUGCCAGGGCCAGUGCAACGCCACGGUCGAGCCGUUCUACGACUACCCUGACAGCCCAACGGCCAAGAAGCCCGAGCCGUUUGUCACGCAGUACGCGUACGGCAGCUACACCAAGGUUGUCCGGGGCCAGGAGAGCGUCAACGACACGUUCCUCUUUGCUGGCGAUGCCGGUCUCACGUCAAAGUUUGACGCCCGCGUUGCCAUCGCGACUUAUAUGCAACAGCGCCUACCGGAUGACGGUCAGUGCAAGCCGGCCCCGUAUGAUCACGGCAUCCUCGGUGCGGCGCCCUUCUACCGCACUGCGGAUUGGAACACCACCGGCCCUCACGUCCGUCAGGAUCUCCUCGAGAAGGGAAUCAUCAGCGCCCCCGUCCAGAGCAUCUGGUUCGACGAGGCCCCUGCCGACUGGAAGGGCACCUUCACCGGCAACGCCCUCUUCGGCGCCAUCGACCUGUCCAAGUUUACAGGUGACCUCGUCCGGGUACCACUCGUCCAGAAUGACGGACUGGGUGCCACCGUCGGAUACUUCGUCGCCCCUCCCACCGUCAAGGUCAAGAACGUCACGUUCGACCACUCGGGCGUCAGCACGAAGUCCUGCAUGAUCGACUCCGGCACCCAGACCAGCGACUUGCCUAUUGGCGAUGCUGCUCUCGCGGCCUUCUUUGCCGCUGCCGGUCUCACCCAUGACUCCUUUGGCCAUGUCUCUUGGAAUGGCACCUGCGACUCCGUACCCAAGGACUUCACCAUCGAUCUCGAGUUUGCAGGCGUCGAUGGCAAGAGCGUCACCAUCAAGACUCCUCUCCGCAACUACAUCCGGAAUAACGCGGACGCCGAGGCUGGAUUAUGCGUACUGAACAUCGAUACUGGCGCCUGCAUGCUUGGUGCUCCCUUCGCCACAGCUGCCUUCUUCGCUGCUGAUGACGCCAAGGGCGAGAUUGCUCUGGCGCAGGGUGGGAUUUCAAAGACAGGGAGCAAGGCGGAUGAUGCCUCUCUGUCUCUGACGAUCCCUUGA